Messenger RNA from Solanum verrucosum, 994 nucleotides. RefSeq names its product proteasome subunit alpha type-3. Gene Ontology annotation, cellular component: nucleus; proteasome core complex; proteasome core complex, alpha-subunit complex. Gene Ontology annotation, biological process: ubiquitin-dependent protein catabolic process. The coding region runs from base 24 to 773 and encodes 249 amino acids. The transcript is spliced from 10 exons. The record is from RefSeq and is a predicted model, not a curated record. NCBI's taxonomy places the organism in Eukaryota, Viridiplantae, Streptophyta, Magnoliopsida, Solanales, Solanaceae.
GAAGAAGAAGAAGAAAGGCAAAUAUGAGUAGCAUAGGAACCGGAUAUGAUCUAUCGGUGACGACAUUCUCGCCGGACGGCAGAGUAUUUCAGAUCGAAUACGCCGGAAAAGCAGUCGAUAACAGUGGUACUGUUGUUGGAAUCAAAUGCAAGGAUGGAAUCGUCUUGGGAGUGGAGAAGCUAAUAGCCUCCAAAAUGAUGUUACCAGGAUCAAAUCGUCGAAUUCAUUCUGUUCAUCGCCAUUCCGGCAUGGCUGUUGCAGGUUUGGCUGCAGAUGGGAGGCAGAUUGUUGCCCGAGCCAAGUCUGAAGCAACCAGCUUUGAAAGUGUAUAUGGUGAGCCAAUUCCAGUGAAAGAACUUGCAGAGCGUGUUGCUAGUUAUGUGCAUUUAUGCACACUGUAUUGGUGGCUCAGGCCUUUUGGAUGUGGGGUGAUUCUUGGAGGGUAUGAUAGAGAUGGACCUCAACUAUACCUGGUUGAGCCUUCUGGUGUCUCCUAUAGGUACUUCGGUGCUGCUAUUGGAAAGGGAAGGCAAGCUGCUAAAACAGAAAUUGAGAAGUUAAAGUUAUCUGAAAUGACCUGUCGACAAGGGAUUAUUGAGGUAGCUAAAAUAAUUUAUGGAGUACAUGAUGAGGCAAAGGACAAGGCAUUUGAACUUGAAAUGAGCUGGGUAUGUGAUGAGUCUAACCGCCAACAUCAGAAGGUUCCUGAUAAUCUUUUAGAGGAAGCAAAGGCUGCAGCUAAAGCUGCACUUGAGGAGAUGGAUGCCGAUUAAGGGUUCAGAUAAGAUUGGUUGUUAACGGGAUUUGCCACCACUAUGAUGAUCAAUGUUGAUGAUGAAAGCGAUUUAUAGUAUCUUGUAAUUCUGAACUGUAAGCUUUACAACUCCCAAGUUUGAAAAUCCAGAGUAUUAGUUUGCAUUUUAAAACGAUGAAUCUGAUUUUUGUUGUUAAUUUUCUUGUAGUAAUCUUUGGUCUAUAAAGAAUGUUAAACGGU